AUGAAGGCAGAUCAACAAGGUGUUUUCAGGGAGAACCCACCUACUUGCACCAUGGCUAGCAAGUUAAGGGACUUCACGAGGAUGAAUCCUCCCGUUUACACUGGAUCUAAGAUUGUUGAGAAUCUCGAGGAGGAGUGUAGGGCAGCUAUGUUGCAUUCCAGCAUGGGUCUUUCCAGGAAGACUAGUACUGAAAUUAGGGAUAAGCCCAGGUUUAAGAAGGGACUCUUCCACCAAGGGGAGUCAAGUUCAUUCAAGGGUUACCAUGAUAGGAAUUCCGAGUUUAGAGUUAAGAGAAAUAAUGAAGUAGAUACACCUUUGGAGAGACCACCUUACAGGAAAUGUGGCAAACUACAUGCAGGAGAGUGUAUGAUGAGCAUUAAUGCUUGUUAUAGUUGUGGCAAACCGGGUUACAUGGUGAAGGAUUGUCCGAUUAGGAGACGUUAA
Messenger RNA from Solanum lycopersicum (tomato), 444 nucleotides. RefSeq lists its product as uncharacterized. Gene Ontology annotation, molecular function: nucleic acid binding; zinc ion binding. The record is from RefSeq and is a predicted model, not a curated record. NCBI's taxonomy places the organism in Eukaryota, Viridiplantae, Streptophyta, Magnoliopsida, Solanales, Solanaceae.